UAUUUUUCCAAGUCGGAGGUAGCUUGCAAGCUGCAGCAUACUUACGACAAGAGCAUCACUCAUUAUUUGGCGAUACUGUACUGUACAUUCUAUCACAGAGUUAGCGUAGCUACCUAUGCGCUGGCUACAGGGCAUCGCCUUGUGGGCGGCGCUCGCCCCCUUGUCGCACGCCAACGUUCCCGAUCCGGCCAAGGACGCCACCCCCUACCAUGAAGAGUUCGUUCUGUUCCGCAGCGCCAACAUGGCCUCACCCGAUAAGCUCUCGAGCGGCGUCGGCUUCCACUCGUUCCGCAUCCCGGCCGUUGUCCGGACUAACACAGGCCGGAUCCUCGCCUUUGCCGAAGGCCGCCGCCACAACAACCGCGACUAUGGCGACAUCAACCUGGUCUACAAGCGCACCAAGACCACCACCAGCCACGGCGCCUCCUUCAGCGACUGGGAGCCACUGAAGGAAGUCGUCGGCGCCGGCGCCGGAACGUGGGGUAACCCGACGCCCGUGGUCGACGGCGACACCAUCUACCUCUUCAUGUCCUGGAACGGCGCCCAGUACAGCCAGAACGGGGGCGACACACUGCCGGACGGCAGCAAGACCAAGAAGAUCGAUAGCACCUGGGAGGGCCGCCGCCACCUGUACCUCAGCAAGAGCACCGACGACGGCGCGACCUGGUCCGAGCCCGAGGACUUGACCGAGACGCUGACCCCGGCCGGCCGGGCCUGGGACGCCGUCGGGCCGGGCAUUGGCAUCCGCCUGACCACGGGCGAGCUGGUGGUGCCCGCACAGCAGCGCAACAUCAUCGGGCGCGGGCCCCCCGGCAACCGCACCUGGUCGGUGCAGUCUCUCCCGGGCGCCGGGUCCGAGGGCACCAUCGCGCAGACGCCCGACGGUCAGCUCUACCGCAACGACCGGCCGGGCAGCAACAGCGACUACCGCCGCGUGGCCCGCGGCAACCUCACCAGCUUCGGCGCCUUCGCCGACGACACGGGCCUGCCGGAUCCCGGGUGCGAGGGCUCGGUGCUGCUGUACAACUUGGCCGACGACAAGGGCCCGGCGCGGGUCGUCUUCAUGAACUCGGCCAGCAAGGACAGCCGCCGGGCGAUGCGCGUGCGCAUCAGCUACGACAGCGACGCUGCCAAGUUCAACUUUGGGCGCGAGCUCGGCGACGCCCCCGUGUCCGGCGCCGGCUACGAGGGCGGGUACUCGAGCAUGACCAAGACGGCCGACUACAAGAUCGGUGCCCUGGUCGAGAGCGACUUUUACAACGACAAGGGCGGGGAGAAGUCGUACCGCGCCAUCAUCUGGAGACGCUUCAACCUGUCGUGGAUCCUGAACGGGCCGCGCAAUUAGGGGGGCUAGUGCGGAUUGAAUGCUCCUUUUUCAUGAGAUCAUAGACC
Molecule: messenger RNA, 1392 nt
Organism: Thermothelomyces thermophilus ATCC 42464
Lineage: Eukaryota; Fungi; Ascomycota; Sordariomycetes; Sordariales; Chaetomiaceae
Product: glycoside hydrolase family 33 protein
Exons: 1
Coding region: 116-1345 (409 amino acids)
Biological process (GO): oligosaccharide catabolic process; ganglioside catabolic process
Cellular component (GO): membrane; cytoplasm; intracellular membrane-bounded organelle
Molecular function (GO): exo-alpha-sialidase activity
Source: RefSeq, a predicted model, not a curated record